This is a messenger RNA of Porites lobata, 15305 nucleotides long. NCBI's taxonomy places the organism in Eukaryota, Metazoa, Cnidaria, Anthozoa, Scleractinia, Poritidae. The record is from the annotation of a GenBank genome assembly.
AUGUCUACCGAGUAUCAGCUCCGUGUACACUUCUUCGCGAUUUUCUUCAUAGUUGCCCUCAUUUACCAAGAAAUUGAAGGUAUGAACGAUACCGAAAUUGAUGUUUUUAUGUUAUAGAAGAACUGUUCCAUACAAACAUACUGUGCUCGUAAAAUUUUGAUUUAGUGAUGAAGAACUGUAAGUUACAAGAAGGCUUUAAUUUCACGAAGGAAGAAGCAUUGUUCUCAAGUAGUUACUUUUAAAUUAUCACAGUAUCUUUAUGGGUAAAAAAUGUCGAAUAGUCGCACAGUGGCAGUUAAUAGUUUGUUCUUGUUUGUACCACAGGACUCAGCUUCAAAGCAGGAAGAUUCAAUGUGACCACAACUAUGAGUCUGUUUGCCUGUAAGAAUGUUUCUUUUGAAGAGCCUUUUACUGUUGGACAAGAAAUUAGAGUUUUCACUUCUAUAAGCCAUGCAACGGAAGGUUCUACUCGAGCUCGUGGAAAUGGUGCAGCAACUUGGGUGGAAUCUGUGAAUAACAAGGCAUUUACUGUCUGUGUUUUGGAGUACGGAGAUGGCUCAAGUGGCGCUUCGCAAGUGAACUGGAUGGCGUUGCAAUCUGUACCUGCUGGCGUGCAACUAGGCACAGCCUCGUUAAAUACCUGGACUACUGGAACAAAGUGUAAACAAAUCGAUUUUGAAAAGGUUUGAUUAGCUCAGCUUUUCAUCCUUUGUUAUUUCAUUUCGUUUGUUUCCGCUCCACAAAACCCUUCAGCCUUUCGCUUUACAAUCGUAGUCUAUUUAUAAGUGCUAGAGUCAUACCCGAGUUUCAGUUGUUAGAUGCUAUUGUAGAAAGCGUGACAUGUUUAAUUUCUUGUUUUAUGUCAUCUUAAAUUUUUUUCUGUGUUUAUCAUAUUUUUAAAGACAUGAAACCUUUGACUGAGAGAAUGGGAUAAGCUCAGCAAAAUAAUAUUAAUAUUAUGGGGUAUGGCACCACUGGGAAUCCGUGAAGUCAUUAAUGUGGCGACCAUAAUGCGUGUCAUCUUGAAUUUCAUUUAGAAUCGCAUAAUUGAGUAAAAUCUCGCAUUCUGAUUGGUUAACGAAGCGAGGUAUUUAGUGUGGAAUUGCGAGUUGAAAACGAGGCUAAGCGAUAUUGUUUCGCAUCUACGCAACAACUAUCGUCAAAUUCUAACACAACAACUGCAAAAAAGGUUUUCUAUAAUGUCAUUUUAAAAUGUUUUCAAAACCAUUGUCACCUUUUGAAGAGUUAAAAACAAACAAAAGCGUUUUUUUAGUGAGCCGAAGGUUCUUCCAUGUUUUGAACUGAACUACAAAUUCUCGAAGAGGAACAAAAACGUCUUUCGCUCGCGACAACGGGAAAACAAGAAAAUCUUGUGAACACGGCCCAGAAAAUGGCAAGCCAAAGUUCAACCAAACAAACCGGAGAAGCGACAACGGAGGAAGAAAUAAAUACCUUGAAAGACGACAUGGCCCCUGAAAACACGAAAAAGAGUACGCCGCUUGCAAUCGUCCUGAAUCAUGAUACUUAGAAAAGUACAAAACAGAGCUGAACUUGAACAGAAUUUCUAAAACAUUUCAAGGUACUUACCAUAUAUCAAUCGCGACGUUAAACUUUCAGUGCUUUCGCUUGGACACUUCAUUUCUUUCAGUUUUGCCGCCGAAGAGGUAAAAGGUGUAAAUUAUUUUCCUUCUCGAGCAAAUUACCAAUUUGAAAAAAGAUGUUAUAGAUAACGGAUUGUAAAUUCAGUGAAAUACCUCUAUUUAUCCUUACGAUUAGUGUGAAGCUUGUUUACGUGUAAAAAAAGUUUGAAAACAAAUGUAAAAACAAGCACAAGGUACAAAAAAAGUUGUGGAGGGUUCAAACGUGUACGACUGACCUUGCCUCCUAUUUGCUAACGCAAUGACAGUUCUGAUAGGUGACUUUGAAAUGGCUUUCUGGAGCGCGCGCUCAGGAUAAAAACAAACAAUAUUAUUGCCGUUUUCUUUUUUUUUUUUCUGAUUUUUAUUCAGUUAUGCGAUUCAAGGAAAAUCCAUUACCUGACUCGUGAAUUCCACGUUAAAUUGCACUUGAAAACCGAUAUCGCACUCAUCGCUUCGCGAUUCGUGCGAUAUCGGUUUUCGCGUGCAAUUUAACGUGGAAUUCCCUCGUCAGGUAAUGAAUUUUCCUAUAAAAGUCGUUUUUGCUAAAUUUGUCUUAUUGGCACAAAAAUUGAGCAUUAAGUUUGAACAUAGUUAUUAGAGGAGACUGGUUAUGAAAAGCGGCAAACAUCAAUGAUAAGAACAACAGUGCUGCAGUUUAUGUUGGAAGUACCGUGAAAGUGCACAAUCCUUUGUUUUCUGUUGGCAAAUUGUUACGGAAUAAAUUAAUGCAACGUUUUUAUUGGUCAAUACAAUCAAAAUGAUAGGAAUUCUUUUGAACGUUGUGCACUUUCAGGUCCACAAAAACAUAUAACAAAGGAGUCUGACGGGUUUCAUAACCAUUCCACUCAAUUAACUAUGGUUUGAAGCAUGCUAUAAUUAAGUAUCUUUCUUUUUUGUAACGAUGGUAGAUGGAUUUAUUUUACAAAGAAAGUAUGGCGCAUUUUUCUUAGAAGUCGCUUAGCCUUAUGCUAUUUAUGACGUCUUAUUUUGCUACCAUAGCAAACUUCAAUCACCAAAUUUUAGCGGAAUGUGGCUAAGGAAUAAAAUGAGCAGUUUACUGGUAAGGAAAGGUUUAUGCUCAGAAUCCGCUUUUGAAAAUAUAAUGGCCAAAACCAGUGCGCCUCAACCACUUCAAUAGUUAAAUUUUAGCGGGGCCCCAUAGCUAAGGAAAUGUGGCAAUCUACCCAUCCGAGAAAAUUUGGUACUCACGUGACCGUACACCGCCGAGCGAGCGAGCGACCGUCAGUCCGCACCACAGGCAUACCAAUGUGAAAAACUCAAUCAACAGGUAUGGGAAUCCAAAUGCAACUCAAGGUUUUAUUAGGAAGGAAAUCACAUGGCCGCCCGGACUUUUAGAAAGAAAAAAGUCGUGUCUUUUUCGGCAUUAUUUUUUCUGUUUACAAUAAUGUGGAUAACAGAGAAAGAGCUAGAGCGAGUUAUUGAAAACAAAGGAGACAAAUUUCGUAGGAAGAAAAACAUGGAAAUUCAAAGCGGCAGUGAGAAAAUGAGAAAUGCUAGCGGCCAGCAAGGUGAAAAUGAGCGGCAGUGAAAAAUAAAAGCGAACAUGAACACACGAAACAAAAUAUUGGGUAAGCACAUACAACAAUUCAUCCAUAAAAGUAAUGUGUAACUAGGAAGUGUGACGUUUUAGUCGUACAAAACAGCGUUGUAGUCGUGCAAAACAACGGCAAGGGAAAGAGAAAAAGCGUGCUGCAGGUGCAAAUUCGUUUUUUGCUAAUUAGAAGAAAAAGUAUGCUGCACGUGCAAUUUGUUUUUAGCUAAUUUGAUCUAUUAGUCUUGAAGCCAUUUUCAUUGUCGUCCCCGUUUAGCAUUACACGAUUUAAUUUUUUUUGUUCGCUUUUAGCCCUGGCUAAAUCUAUAUAUUAAGUUAUAAUUCUUCAAUCUCUUUCUUGUUCUUAAUUUGUUUUGACAGAAAAGAACAAAUUAAGAACAAAGAGGAGAUUAGAAUGAAGAAAAAGAAAUAGCUAGGUGAGAAAAGAUGGGGGUUUUAAAGGACUAGAAAGGCAAACUGAAGCAGCUUAAGAAGAAAAUAUAUAAAUAUUUAGAUCAAGAAAAUUUAACAACAUUUGAGAAACAAGUGGGUCAAGUAAAUAUGUUACCAAAAUUAAUCAAUAAAGUAACAGACUAGUUAAGAGAUGGGAAAUAAAUCCAUAGUUGAAGAAAGAUAAAAAUAACUACAUGGUACAAUAGUUUUUGUCACGGGUAGAUUCAUUUACAAACGAUGCUGGAGGAAAAGAACGAAGCAAUGUAAUUUUUUUUAAAAAGGAAGAAAACACUGAAGCCAAUAUAAGGACAAUUAAAACAAACAGUUUCAGAAGGAAUAUGAAGGAUUAAAUUUCUGAUAAAGGCAAAAAGUCUGGCGCAGACUACCUCGCCAAUUUUUGAUGACAAAAAGAUGUCAGUACUCUUUUUUAUUCAUUCAAUUAGAUCUCACAUUUUGAUUUUCAUUUAAAUUUUUUUUAUCGAUUUUAGAUAAUUGUGAUUUUGUAAAAGCACCCUGAUCAAAUCGUUUUUGUUUUUAUAUCCUUUUUCCCUGUUUUUGUAAUUGAUACUUUCACUACUGCAAAAAAGCCAAAGAAAUAUAGUUACAAAAACAUUCAAACUUCCGUUGUAAACUCCUUAUAAUUAAAUUGUACUCAUAAAUGGUCGACUGACAGAGAAGUUCCAAAUACUUGAAUGGUAACACUAUAGGCCUUCGCCCACAGAUUGUGUUAGCGAAUAAGAUUAUCUCGCCAUAAUGUGGUCACGAGUGACGUGCAACCUCGUCCUCAGGACGAGGUUGAGUGAGGUGGUCACUGAUUUUCGUAAAUAGUUAUUUUAUUUUUAACACUCCACUGUAUCAUCCCUGGAUCAGCAACGGAGCUGCUUUCUAAGGCAGACAUGUAUUAACACUCCCCUGCAUUAUCUUUGUUCGCUGAAAAUACAUAUAUUAUUUCUCUACUUUUCCCUUUCUUUAGCUUUUCCUGGCUCUUCCAAAUAUCAUCGUUACAGCUCGUCACCAGGUUCUUAAAAGAUCUCAAGGCGCUUUGGCCUUGUGGGUGGAAAACUUGCGCAAGGACAGCUUUAAACUUUGUGCUAGAGAAACUAAGAUUUUUGAUGGAAUUCAUAAAAACAUUAAAGUGGUGAGUAAUAUUCCAGUUACUUGAUUUCUUCCACUGCUUCUUGUUUUGUUAUUGGUGGUGUCUUUAAACGUGAUAGAACAAAUUUUAUAUUCUGUGACGUUGGCAAUUUUUGGAAACAACAAGUUACAGUCAGAUUGUUUAUUUUAUAUAUCUUAAAAAGGGUUGCACCAGUUGCAUCUAAAUUGAUAUUUAACCAUAAUAAUUAUGAAAUUUGGGGUUUUAUCUGUCACAAGUCGAGAUUACAUUCCAGAUACCUAUUUCCUUGAACUGUUACUCCUUUUGUUAUGAAUGCUAAUGUCUUAAUUUCUAACCGAGUAUUCAUUCUAUUUUAGUAUCAUUCAAGCGCACAUUUAACUUUCAUAUUUGACACUAAAACCUGUCGAGACGCACGUGGCAUUCGCUGCAUCAUUGUAUAACUUUACGUUUUUACCUCUUUCCUGCAGGAUUGGAUGGCUUUUAUCAAAUUGAAGACUGACAAUUUCACCUUGACUAACAGUCUCGUGUUUACAAACAACAACUCACCAUCAAACAAAAAAGACAACAACGUUGUCUGUCAGGUAUAUGGUCAUGUUUAAUGAUGUUCAACAUUGACCACUCUUGCUUUCCUCUUUCCCCCGCUUGUUUUUUUGUCAUUCAAAUUAUGGAUUAACUAAUAUCAGGGGCGCCUACCUACGUUUUUCUCCUAAAUACAUUGAAAACUCUUUUUAGCCUAUCCAAAGUAUUUAGAUCUCUAGAAAUGCAUUCUAGGUGGCCCUAUAAAAUUUGCAUCUGUUCGUUUAUCCUAGGGGAACUUGAGUCUUUUCGAAAUUACAAGGGCUUCAGUGUUAUUAUCCCGAAAAUUUUAGAUGCAAUUUAAGGUAUUGUGAAAGUGAAAAUUUUUCUGAUUCCUCUCUCCAUCAGAUGUUUGAAUCCGAAAAUUUUAGGCGUCCUUUUCGUAGGGCAUUUAUUAGAUAAGCUUCGCAAAUUUUACAUGAAUAGAACGGUCAUUAAGAAAUUUUUAGCCGUCCUAAAGUAAUAAAAAAGUCUAGGCCAAAUCUGCGUCUCCGAACAGAUAUUUCACAGAAAGCAGUCGUUGGGUGCCCCUGUAAUAUCUUUGCAUGAAUAAUUGUAUCCUUUGAAAAGAAAGUUUCAUUUUCCACUUGAAUUUAGUUGGUCGGAGGACUGAAUCAGAAAAAGGAUGGUAACAUUUUAUAGUCUUUCUUGGAAAGAAGCUAUCUAUUUCAAAUGAGAUUUAAUGUAUCAUUUUUUUUUGUCCUGGUUUCAGAAAGUCAAGUUCCAGGAUGUCUUUUAUGCUCCUCCUGUUGUAGUGGUGUCUCCAAGACUUGGUUACAAUAACAAAAAGUCACGUUUCUCAGGAUUCGAACCAUGUAACUUAGUUACUGCCUGGGUUGAGGUUAGAAACAUAAGGUCUCCCUACUGUUCCUGUGGUUCUAAUGAGGAGAAUUUGUUUAAAAGUCAAUAAAUUAUUCCUUUGAUCGUUGGCCUUUUACUUACGUUGAAAGCCUAGAUUUUUCCAACAACGUAUAGCCUAAAGCAAGAGAGAAUGAUCUCUUGCCUAAAGGAGUUAAUGUUAUUAAUUUAACUGGUUUCUAAUUUUCAUAUAAAUAUGGCAAAUAGCGUUUUUAUCAUAAAUUUUCCGCAGACUUGUCAGAUGAAAACUGACUUUUUCAUAGUUUUGAACUCGUUUGGUUCUUUAAAAUGGAGGACUUAAAACUGAAUUUUAGUCUCAUAGGUUCUUGAUACAACAAUUUUUAUAUGCGAAUUGUUACUCUACUUGCACUAACCGUAUUUUUAACAUCAAUAAAUCGACAAGUCAGUUGAAUUUGAAAAAUUUUAGGUUUUAUUAAAAUACAAUGAGAACCUUAACUCUAGUGCAACAAAAUGUUAUAAUAAGUGGAAUGUGAACUUAAAGUUUUAUUUUGCUGUUUUGGAAUAUGCUUAGCAUGCAUCUACAAACGAAACAGAAAUGUGUGUGAGAAGCUACAACAAUGACGCCAACGAUAAGGAUAUCAUAAAGGUCGAUUAUAUGGUAAUUGGAGGUACGUAGUAAAUUAUGUAAUGUAAAAUGAAGGAACACCAAGGACUUUUAUGUCUUUUAUCUGUAGACAAUCACAGUGCUCUCCUAACGAUAACCUAAUAGUGAUUUUAAAAAAUGCAUAUGUUUAAUUUCGAUCAAAUUUUAUCCCAAAUUUAAACUCUUUUCCUUUGUUUCAAAUCAUUCAGAUUAUACAUUACCAGGCUCCAAAACAAAAGAAAGUGAGAUUAAAAGCUAGGUUAAAAUUCAGCAAUAUGCGACAUAUAUGGAACUGAGCGCUCAUGUGCUUUAGGCUGUGGUCACAUUAUACCGCGGGGUAACUUUUCAUGGCGCCACGACUGAGAAGCUAUCCAGUAUAGUAUGAACACCUACAUGUAUCCAACAUGUGACUCAGGUCCACUUUAGAGAUUGGCGAGGCCCAGCCUCUCUCCGUCCUGGACGGAAAUCACGCCGCCACAACCGUUCUUGUGUUCUUGUGUGUGAACAGAAGCGCUAUCCGAUAUGAUUUUCGUGGCGGCGCAAAAGCUCUCCUAUAUACUGUGAAUAUAGCCUUAACUUUCAUCCAGUUCCAUGAUAACACAAAAUUCAAUGGUGUUUUAUAUAUUGACGAAAUCGAAAUGAAUGAAUCUGAAAUGAUGCCCUCUGAUUCCCUCACUUGUAUGUUUGUUUUUUAGACUUGGAUCCUUGUAUAGAUGUAACAUGUCAUUAUUACAGUCUGUGUAAGGCUUUUGGACCUAAUGAUGCACGCUGUGUGUGUUUGGACAGCUGUCCAACUUACAAAGAACCCGUAUGUUCAUCCAAUGGCACAACAUACGACAACAAAUGUCUGUUUGAACAGGAAGUUUGUCUCAAUCGACUAAACUUUACCGUACAACAUCCUGGCAGUUGUGAAGGUCAGCAGUUUUGUUGCCUUUUUUAGUGGUCAACGUGCACCUUUUCACUGAAUUCUGUUAAUCUUGUUGUACUGAUAGUAAUUUUUUUACUUUACUUCCGUUUACUUUCCGAAUAUUUUGGGCGUAAAACUGUUGCGUCAACACGGGAUUUAAGUUUGUUACUAUAAGCCUACAACUAAUCUUUGCAACUCCUUUUUAGGAUUUCCUCUUCAGCGUGGUCGCCUUCACAUGGCCCAUAUUCCAUCUCUGGGUUAUUCUCAUUGUCAAGUAAUUCAUUUCAAGCCUUUUGUAUUUUAUCCUGACAAAUCCAUUGAAGUGCAGAUAACUGUCAAUCAUAUGGAUACCACUGACAAAUCCUAUGUCCAUGACGUGGCAGUAUCGUGGAUUGAAGAUGUGAACAACGACGGAUUCACUGGCUGUGUGAUGGCAGCUGGAUAUAACGAAAGGAAGUCUUAUGCUAACGUGACAGUUGAUUGGAUGGCGUAUCAAGGUGCUCCAGUGGGUGGCGUGACUGGUGAACUGCGCAUGUUACAGUGGUGGACAGGGACGACUUGCGCAACUGUGAAAUUUCCCACCGUGAGUGGCUCUGUUUGUUUGUUUAUCUUAAUUCCCUCUUUUCUUAAGCGUCUCUGAUCAUAAACAUCAUUCAUUUUGACUUUUAAAUAUGAAACUUUGAGGGUGCUCUGUUGUUGUGAAAAAGUGCUAUGUACUUUCGAAGAAGUGAAAUAUAACGUUCAAACUGCCGCUUUCAAUCACUUUCCUGAAUCUAUGAAAAUCGCCAUUCUUUCUUCGAAUUGAUUGUAAAGUAAAUAAAUAAAUAUUACAUAAAUAAAUAAAUAAGAACAGAUGAUAAUAACUGCAAAUUCGGAAUAUGCCAUGCAUGUUUAUCAGAAUGACGAUUUUCCUGUUCUAUUUCGCAGGGGAAAUUUUCAGUCAAACCUUCAGUCUUUGUGACUUCUAAGCAUUACAAUCCAGGACUAAAACGUGACGCUGCUAGUGUAUGGAUUGAAGAUGUAACAAAAUCAUCAUGCAAAGUUUGUAUGAGAGAACUGCAGAAUUAUGCUGGAUUUCACCGAGAUAUUUUUGUUGUAAGUAUUGUGUAUCCUUAUUUUAAAUGUCAAACAUGGAUCAUGUGUCGGGCUGCCCCGCUUUGACCUUCCGCCAAAGCUUUGACUCUGGCUCGGGUUUAGGCUAAGGGUAAUUCUACAGAUUCCUUGAAAAGAAAAGUCCAUCGGUAUUAUCGGUCGAGCAACUCUGUAAAUUCAUUGCGUGCGACAAGAGAAGCCUGCAAUCCUAAUCUCCAGGUUGUUAUUACGCAUGCGUAGCAUGUAUGUAGCCAGCAUUCGUUUGGACUUCCACUGAGGAUGUAUGGAAUCUACAGAACGCACUUGAUCACGCGUGUUUUGACCAUCUGUCACGUAAAACUUACGCAAAGCACAGCGCUGGAGCAAAUGCGUUUUGACCAGGGCGGAUAAAGGUUUUGACCUUCUAUCGUUGUUACCCGCACUCCGUAACCUUUGGUUAUUACUAGUUUUAGAAUUAGUUUUUAAAAAGCGCAAGGUACUUUUCAAAGUUCUUCACCCUCACACCUCAUGCCAUUGUUUUUUUUUUUUUGUUACUUAUGUAUGCAUUGCCGGUCUAUUGACCAGAAAUAACGCGUUGUUGAUUUUAUUUUCAGAAUUGGCUGGCCUUUUCGGAUCUUUCCAACCCUCCAUUUUCAGAACAUAAUUCGAUCUACUUUGCAAAUGAUAAACCUCCCGACGGCAGACAUUAUAAUGCAUUUUGCAAGGUCAGUAUCAGCGUUUGAGUUUGAUUCCAAAUCUCAGUGAAAAUGCAAAAGUUAAGAAUUAGUUAAUUCACGAUUACCUCAAAAUCGUCAGGAAAACAAAAAGACCUCCUUUUUCCAAGGUGGAGCAAAGCCUAAUCAAAGCCGACAUUCUCAAAUUUCAGUUUAUUUCCUUCUUACCCGUCUAUAGUCAAGGACACUUUAAUGUAGUAUCUAUGAACAGAAAAGUAAGAUUUAACCAUCCAGACCUUACCAGAGGAUUCUAUCAAUGCAAAAAAAAACUGUUGGAUUUGGAAGUAUUCUAUUUUUUAAUUAAUGAAUUAUCUGUCUCUAUAACUUGACUGUAUAACCUAUAGAGUGAAACAAAAAAGGAGGUGUGUGAAGUAGACGAUAUCUUGGUAACAAUUCCCUUUGAAGUUGAAAUAUUUUGUUUAUAUUUUAUAGGAGGCAUUCUUUGCCAAAAGUUAUAACACAACGCCACACGUCUUCGUUGCUGCUUCUCACUCGAUAAAGGGAGGGAAUCAAAGUCCAGUUCAUAACAGCAUAGCUGCCUGGGUGGAGGUUGGUAACUAGUGAUGUCAGGAUAUCAAAUUUCACAUUAAAUUAGGAGUAGUAUAGUAGAGAAUUAAUUAACCUUUUUUGCGGCCGAAUCUCGUUAUUCUGUCGAGGAAUACAUAAACACCGAUUACGUUAUGGCCUUUUGUCUUUAUUCUAUUAUUAUUAUUAUCAUUAUUAUUGUUAUUAUUAUUAUUAUUAUUAUUGCUAUUAUUAUACAAUUCAUAAUCAUAAUCAUAACAUAUAGGGUUGACCUCUGGGUUUCCUUUUUCUCAAUAACUGCACUUGUUUGUAACAAUGCUUGCUAUUUUGAAAUAAAGUAUUGUAUAUGGAUAAGGGUAAACCUGUCAGCGAAAGCUGUCAUAAAUGGUGAGAAUAAUACCAAUUUCAGCAAUGAGGAAUACAGGCAACUACAACAAAUAAAGAUAAAAACAAGGAGUUACACAGGUGUAUACUGGUGCUUGAGCACCAGUGAAAAAAGUGCCUUUCUUAACAGAUUCUGUGCGUACUGUAGGAAUUUUAAGUAUCUAAAUGUAGGCGGAAUCUCAUUAAGAUAGGUCGUGUGCCAUUUUAAGGUGAUUUAACAGGUUUUAAACUGGGGCUUUCUAUAUCUUCUUAGGGAAACAAAUGCGUAGUUUUUGAUUGGUGACUAAAAAAAGUAAAGUACUCAUUUGUUGAUUCAUGCUGUCAAAGUAAUAAGCGCUAGCUCCCCUUCGACAUGAAAUCACUGAGUAAGUAUCCAGUUCUAUUUCCUGCUGCUUUCAUUGCCCAGCAAUUUAUCCAGUUCAGGUUCUCUGAUUCUUGGCGAGCAAAUCGUGCAUAUUGAAGAGUUCGAAGACCAACUAGCCCUUUCUAAUAACAAACCGAGUUUUUAACUUACGCGAGUCCCCCUUCUUCUUCUCCACAAUUCAGUUUUUUCGCUCAGUCACCUUCCUUUUUUCUUUUUCCUUUCACGACGAAAACCACCACCACAGCCUCCACAACCACAUUUUCAUUGUUUUCCCGAGUCGUCCUCCACCAUUACCACAUUACUAUUGUUUUCCCUCCCUCACCUCCCCAUUUCUAUUGUUUUCCCUACUCCACCACCACCACAACCACAUUUCCAAUGCACAGUGUAGUACUAAUGUUUAGUGCUUUCACAUACAGCAUAUUAGCAGGAAAGGCUUUCGGGUUUGUGUCAAAGAACUGUAUGAGGCAAAAUACGACCCACUCUUCAUAUCCUACAUAAUUUUGUCAGGUAAGAACUUUACUGCAAAAAGGAGAACAUUUUUUACUGUAAAUCUUUCAAUAUUGCCUCUUAUUUCUGACUCAACGCUAUGAUUUAUACGCACAGAUAUCUGUCCAGAUGGAUGGGAUUACUUCAAUGGAUACUGCUAUUUAACGAGCUCUGUUUGCGCACCUUGGGUGACUGCAGUGUCCAACUGUUCAGCUAUGAACUCACAUCUGGUAACAGUGCACAACCAAGAGGAAAAUGUCUACAUACAGCACCGUCACAAUGGUGAGCGAUCAUGGAUUGGCCUUAGUGACCGAAGCGUCGAGGGAUCGUUUGUGUGGACAAACAAGGAAAUAUCCAGUUUUCAGUUCUGGGCUCCGCAACAACCAAACAACUUGAAAAACGAAGACUGUGUCCACGCCCUUGGUGCGAAAGAUGGCUACACUUGGAACGACGUGUCAUGUGAUAAAUGCUAUAACUAUACUUGUGUUAAAGGCAAGUUUUGAGUUGCCAUAGAAAUAAUACAAAUCCAAACCUUUGUCACCAAUAACGAGAGGUUUGAAGAUCACUUCUGCAAUAGUGAGUUUUUAUGAUAAUUUUGUCAUAUAAUUUUUCGCCGUGUUGUUGAUCAGAAUUUUAUAAAGUCUGCAUUUUUAUGUAGCCGUCUUCCAAGCAGUAGUCUUAAUAUUUAGGUAAAGGUAACCCCUGUACUUAUCACUCUCAGUUAUUCCUAAAACAUUUCCUCAUGUGUAUGCUUUUACUGCUAUCAAGUAAGAUCACGGUGAGAAAAUAGUCUUCAUUGACUUUUGUUGUCUACCGCAGAAAUUGACGAAUGCAUCAGCAAUUAUCACAGGUGUGAUCCAAACGCUGCUUGUCAGAAUACCGUGGGCUCAUACAUUUGCACUUGCAAAGCUGGAUUCUAUGAAAACGGAAAAAAGUGCUUUGGUAACUAUUACAUCCCUUAUUAUGUUUUCCUGACGUAGCAUCCUUCUGGGCUGGUUUUAUAUUUAGUGUACUAUAUUUUGUUGUACAACUUGUCCUUGGUUUAACUUUAUUUUCUUUUGUUUCAUACACAUUUUCAUAGUUUGCUAUACCAUAAAACAAACCCAAGGCGAAAAUUAAGGCACAACACAUAUAGUUAGUUAUCUUAGUUAGGAUUCACUGACGACAUAUGUUGUCCUUAUUCCCUGCAUCAUUAGAUAGAGAUGAAUGCAGAAACAAAACCCAUACCUGUGAUGUGAAUGCCGUUUGUAGCAACACUCAAGGGUCGUACAACUGCACCUGCAAACCUGGAUACUCAGGAGAUGGAAAGAAAUGCAUUGGUAUAGAGUAUUUCUUAAGAGCUCAUUCGGGCUCGAGGAAUAAUUGUUAAAUAGAUGGUGUUCCAUAAUUUAACGAAUUACAGACAUAACAGUCCAGCCAAGUCAAGCUCGCCACACAAGAUUUAAUUAUGAGUUGGUUAGAGUCAUAACAGGAAAAUGAAUCCGUUGUAGUUGAAGAUUUCAGUCUCAUCUUUGCAGUUCCUGUAUACGCGUAUUAAGGAGUAUUGCGAGCGUUUUGAAAUCUCAUGAAAUUUUGUUGAAUUUGACGUGUACUUUAUGGAAAUUUUAUCCGUUCUAGAUGUCUAAAUCGCAGGAUUGCAGAUUGGAAUUUGAUACUAGUUGCCGCAACGACAACCCGCCAGUUGGUUUUUCACUGAAGUACGUUUGACAUGGCGUGAUUGUUAUUGUUACAUUCAUAUAUUACAAUUUUCUUCUUGCUAAUUGCAAACAUGCUAACUGGAUGUUAUAACUAGAUCUAAGUUCCAUGAUAGGGAUAUGUAAAAUUUAUGCGUAACACUUUAAAAUUAUUAUAAUUGUAAUUUAAUACCUAAUAACAAAUCAAACUUUUUAUAGGUCAGUAAAAUUAUAUGAAUCAGUGCUUUUUUUCAAGAGCCAUAAUGGGACUCUUAUUUUAUUCUAAUGCUUGCUAUGUCUAAUAUCGCCAACAAUUCAACAUAUAUAGCAUAAUAUUUUUUGAUGGUUCUGUAUUGUCGGAAGACCAGUAUAGACUGAGUAGAGACUUUCUAUUCACUUGAUUGUCAAUAUAUUUUUUGCAUUUUUAGGUGAGGUCGUGUGUUAUGAAGCUCUUGAUCCUCGGUUGCUUAGCCAGUCUCUUUUUUUUUUCGAGUCUACCCGAUUCUUUCUACUUCUCUUAAAAAAAACUAAAAUAUAGAAUUAUAGGCGCUCAUUUUAGCUCGAGUCAACAAAAACUGUUUUGGCCUGAGUAUCAUGCCUUUCUUAGGGGUUAGGAUAGAGGAUGAGGAUGAAUUACGGAGGGAGUAAGAGUCGACCCCUCCUCUCCUCCCUCCCCCAGGAAAGGUUAGAACUGUUCUCAAUACAUAUAUCCAGAUAACUUUGCUUUCCAUCGGCACUUUCUCUAAGUGUAGUCGUAAUUAAGAAAAGACAAAACGAAAAUAAUUAAUUACCAUGACUAAAAAGUACCAUAUUAAUUUUUCCGGUUUUACGCGCAAGAAAAGAGUCAAAAGAGAGUGCCGACUACAUUCAGCAGGCCCAAAAUAUUGUUGGGCAUGUUUUCAAAUCAUUACCUUUUACUGUUCUCUUCGGAUAUCACAUAAGGUAAAAAUUGUUUCCAACCUACAGGCUAUUCAUUUAAUAAGUAUUUAAGAGGGAACUCUACGCCAUUUAGAAAAUUCUUCGUUAAUAAAGUACAAGAUUAAAAUCAUGCAAUUGAAUACGUAGAAAAAAAAAGGAAAAUUAAUUAAUUGAUAUUGUCUAUAUUUCAUACUCUGCUUAGUACGGAAAACUCAGGUCCAACUUAUUUGGUAGGUGUUUAGCGCCAUUAUUCCUAGCCUGAAUUUGUUACACAGGUUGUUAUACAGUGUCAUGCUUGCACUGCAGUAUAUAAAACGCAGAUAUUAUUGUUGACUUUAGAAGUUGUAAAGUAGCCAUAUCCUGCUAAAUGUACAAUUUUAAAACACGCAGUGCUAAUGUCAUGUCUUCCAGCGAAGAACUGUGCUGAACUGUACAAAGCUGGAAAACGAACAAGUAGAGUUUACAAGAUGGACCCAGACGGUGCUGGUGCCUUUGACGCGUACUGUGACCAAACAACAGCUGGUGGCGGGUGGACAGUGUUCCAGAAGAGACUGGAUGGGUCGGUUAAUUUCUACCGCGGCUGGAACGACUACAAAACUGGGUUCGGAAAUCUGAGUGGCGAGUUUUGGCUCGGACUGGACAGAAUUCACCGCCUGACAAAAACUAAAAGCAAACUUCGAGUGGAUCUCGAGGACUUCAACAGAAACACAGUUUAUGCCGAGUACAGCUACUUUGCGAUAACUGGCGAGAAAGGCAAAUACAAGCUGAGUCUUGGAAGUUAUUUCGGUAAUUAUAUUACUUACUAGAUUAAAAAUGGAUCGAAUUCGGGGAAACGUCUUAUAAAAGCCCAAGUUAAUGAUUUUGACGUUAAAGAAAUAAAGACUUAACACAGAGAUACAUCAACUAGUCCCACAUACAGUGAAGCAUGUAAUAAUCACACAGCUAUCAUAAAAUUUAUAGAGUAAAGCAAAUUUAUACAAUUUGGAGCGUUCCACAUAACUGUGAUUUUACGAUCUAAAAACGGCGGGAAACACUGAACCCUUUUCAUUGUCGAAGUAAAAUCACUCUAUACAUUUAAGAAAAUAUCGCUUCUUCCGACUUCAUUUUCCAGGAAAUGCUGGUGACUCGCUAGCUGUUCACAGAGGCUCCUCUUUCUCCACUAAAGAUCGAGACAAUGGCGGCUCGUCCAGUAACUGUGCUACAAGUUACAAGGGGGCUUGGUGGUACCAUGGCUGUCAUUAUUCCAACCUGAACGGCCUCUAUCAUCGCGGAAGACACUCUUCAUAUGCUGAUGGUGUGAACUGGUAUCAUUGGAAGGGAUAUUACUACUCCGUUAAACGAGCUGAAAUGAAACUCAAACCAGUCAACUUCUAAACAAGUAAAUAGCGGUUGUCAGUGUUUACAUCUGCUUGAUUUGCAUGGUCGUUUAAACAACUUAGCUGUAAC